GAGUUGAAGCCAAAUCUCAUUUGCAUUUUAUGGGACAGAAUUGGCUUUUUUUAACACAGAAAAUAUUUUUGCCUCAGUGUUGCAUAUAUCCUGCGUACUGCCAAAGAACCAAUUUAAAUGCAUGCACACAUGCAAGUCAAGCAUCCGACAGAAAAUAAUUGGGUGUUUGGCUGUAUAUAGAUACUGUAUCAGAGUGAGUUUGAAUGAAAGAAAAGUAAAGCACAUGGAGGACAGAGGGUCAAGACUUGCAGCUCAGUCCUUUCAGUUUCACUUACUGAGUUACUCAGCAAGUGAAACUGAUUUUUUUACUCAUUCGCUGCCAGCCCUCUUAGUUAACAUGCAUUGUUGACAUGUACAGUAUAUCACUCUCAAUGACAGUGAAUUAAGACAAAGCCUUACCAAAUUUCUCUCAAAAAUUUUGAUUUUUUUUUUUUUUUAUGUGAGCUAUCGCGACGAGAUGAAUUAUUGGAUGUCAUUUUCCCUGUGCAGCCAAAAUUUAUUGUAUGAGUUUCACUUUAUGAAUUAAACGAAAUGGAACAUUUCUUCACAGUUAGUAGCUUGAGAAGCACACUUAAAUCAGUACAUUUUCUUAAAUGGUGAACACGUGUUGCGUUAAACACGAGUAUGUUGUGUCGUGUGCUUGCGCAUGCGUGUUCGUGUGUGAGUGAAAUACUGACGAUACAGUACUUUGAACUGCAGCGCUCGUGCUUGGACGAGAUUGUGCCACUGAUUGAAAGUGUACAUUUGUGUCACGACGUUCACUUACUGCUACAAAAAAGACGUAUGGCUUCUGAAGAGUUUGAUAAAAAGAACACCAUUGCCGAAUUGACAAACCAAGCUAUCCAGGAAUAUGAAGGCCUGCAAAGGAGACAUGAAGCGGCAACUAAGGAGCGAAAGAUACUGGAGGAGGAACGAGAUGAGGCAAUUAAGAGGCUCGAUGCGUUUCAACAAGUUUCCACGAUGGUCAUUGAAGAGAUCAACGCCAUUCAGGAGCAGCUGGAGAUCGAGAGGACGUGCAGAGGAAGCGCUGAAGCCCUGGCCUCCAAGUUGAACAAACAAAACCAUGCUCUGAAACGGCAAAGCAUGAUGUUGCUGUCUCAACUUAGCCCAGCGACCAUCAGGGAGAUAAACCUCGAGGAUGAAGUUGAAGAAAGUGACGAGUUAAGUGUUGCCAACUGCUUGUCAACCAUGUGCCAGACCAAAAUCUCAGAGCUGCAAAGUCAUUUGCAGUUGGUGCUGAGGGAGAAAGAUCACCUUUGUGAAAAUCUUGCAAUGCUGAAAGAACAACUUGAGGAAACCAGGCAAGAACUGCUGGAAGAAAAACGCGCUAACGGUGUUUUAAUGGACGAAACAGUGCAGCAAAAGAAGCUACUGAGAAAAUAUCACCGAGUGUCAAAGCUCGCUGUGGAGGAAUUUGAAACCUUACAGGACAACUUGAACCUGGAGCGGGACUUGAGAGAGGGGGCAGAGACCUUCGCCAGAGCGAUGGUUGUUGAGCAAAAGAUGCUGAAGAGACAGAGCCAGAUUCUGAUUCAGAGCACCACACCGAGCCACGCGCUACAGGAGGCGCUCAAUCAGGUUACAACACUGACCAAGGAUUUGGAAACCUUGAAGCAGGAGCACCAGAGCCAGAUAAAGAAACUGGAAGAGAAAUUCAGUAGCUGUGAGACGCUAAAGGAGCUGACAGCCUUGAGGUGUAAACUUGAGCUUGUAGAGGAAGAGAAGAGGGAGUGCAGUGAUGAGUCCUCCAAGGCCCAAGCGGAGGUCAAGGAUCUGAGGUUUACAGUUCAAGAACUUCAAAAGAAAUUGGAAACGGCUUCCAAUCCAUCACAUCUUCCAGUACCGCCAUGUCUACCACCACCACCACCACCACCACCACCUCCUCUUCCAACCUUAGCAGCGUUCAACCCACUCAGCUCGCUGCUGUCAUUGAUCAGAAAGAGACAAAACAGCACCGAUAUUCCACUUGUGGUCCACAAUUCUGACAAGAGAGCAGAAGUGGAUGUCAGGCAGCAGGCCGUCGAGGAAAUGAUGAACAGGAUCAAGAAAGGGGUUCAGCUUCGGCCAGUCACGCAGAGACCUACUAACAAGGGACAGAUGGCGAGGAAGCCCUCUAAAUCGGCCUUCCAGGAACUUAAAGCCAUCAUGGGGAAUCUUGACACAAGUGUUUCCUCACCAACACAAGUGUCGUCAUCAUCACCGGAUGGCGAACUGCUGAAAAUCUUGAUGAGACGCCGCGAUGUACUGGAGGGAACAAAUGCCUCUUAGGGUAUUACCGUUCCGGCGAGUUCAGAGGGCAUUCCCAGUGCUGCACCUCUUCCGCGUUAUCAUCAUCUGCCUUUAAAAGAAGUGCCACGCCAACUACUCGAAGUCAGAUUACUCAGCAUUGCUCACGAUUCUCCUACCAAGCGUUUGAUUAUUCUAAUCUAGACGCUUCAUGCCUCAUAGUUCUCUUGUUCUGGUAUUGUCUUUGCUCAAUUAAGUAGUAUUUUCGUAAUCGUGUUAAUCUCGAUUGUAUUUUGAUCAUGUAAUGAGAUUUCCUUGGCCUUUGUGACAAGUGACUUUGCGUCAUUUUUCCUUGCAUGUUGCAAGCGCUUUUUGUGUCCCGUUUACUUUUGGUUCUCGGUUACCAGCGACUUUCGUUGUACUUUGUCGAUCUUGCAUUUUUCUUUCAUAAAUCUUUUUUGGAAGUUCUUAUUCAUGUCUCUGUUUGUGGCAUCCGAUUCAAUUCCGGAGAAAUCCCGAACCCGUGAGAAGGACAUUCAAAAGCAUUUUUUUUUUGUCUUGUGUUGAGACACGUGUUUUUUAUGUGAAGAGAAAUUCUCUUACCGUGCUAACCAGUCACCCACCGUGCCGCUGGCCGACAAUCAUGUUCCUCAAAGUUAUGUUGACAAAUAAAAGCUUCCCAGUCGA
Hippocampus comes (tiger tail seahorse) is the source of this 2913-nucleotide messenger RNA. RefSeq names its product shootin 1 (gene shtn1). Lineage: Eukaryota; Metazoa; Chordata; Actinopteri; Syngnathiformes; Syngnathidae. Gene Ontology annotation, cellular component: cell leading edge; axonal growth cone; cytoplasm. The transcript has 16 exons. Bases 625 to 2268 code for a protein of 547 amino acids. Gene Ontology annotation, biological process: positive regulation of neuron migration; neuron projection morphogenesis. The record is from RefSeq and is a predicted model, not a curated record.